AUAUAGUCAACAGAUCGCUCCUGAACUGAUCAGUCUGCUAAGUGUUUCUGUGACUGAUGGAACGUAAAACUCCUCAGCUCUGAUUCUGAGCGACUGAACCAUCAGCCUGUUGGAUACAUGUAGUAGUUUCUCAUACUCUUUGGUUGGGAACUACCAAACUAUCUGCAGCUGAAUAUAUUUCUAUUCCACCGUCUUUGAUUGAGGAUUGAUACUAUAGUACUCAUUUUUCUUUGGAGUUUGUGAGCUUUCUUGAAUCAUCAUGCCUAUCCUUGUUCCAACGAUUCUCACGAUGCCCAAGUCGUCCACCCGACGGGCCAGGUUCAUCAAACCACUCCCAGUCAUGGUGACUGGACCAACCUGCAAUCACAAGCGAUUUGGAAAAUCGCCGUACUGCAAGUCAUGUUCACCCUUUGGAAAAGUUGAGACAUACAAGAAAAUCUGUCCACUAGGAGAAGGAUCAUAUGCCAAAGUCUACAAGGCAGUAAGCUGUAUAAACCAGCAAGUGGUAGCGCUCAAGGAGAUCAGACUGCAGCAAGAUGAGGGGACACCGUUCACGGCGAUACGUGAGGCAUCCCUCUUGAAAGACCUCAAGCAUGCUAACAUUGUGUGUCUUCAUGAUAUCAUUCACACAAAGACAACGCUCUCGUUCGUCUUUGAGUAUGUGCAUACAGACCUGAGUACGUAUCUGGAGAGGCAUCCAGGGGGCUUGAACCCUAACAACGUGAGGUUGUUCCUCUUCCAGCUCAUCAGAGGUUUGUCGUUCUGUCACAAGCGGAAGAUCCUUCACAGAGACCUCAAACCACAGAACCUCCUCAUCAGCGAAGCAGGAGAGCUCAAGUUGGCAGAUUUUGGCCUUGCAAGAGCCAAGUCAAUACCAAGCAGGACAUACUCACAUGAAGUAGUGACGUUAUGGUACAGACCGCCCGAUGUUCUCAUGGGUUCAACGGACUACUCAACGCAGCUAGACAUCUGGGGUGUAGGAUGCAUCUUUCUUGAAAUGAUGUGGGGACAGCCGGCCUUCCCUGGUCUCAAGGAUGCUACCGAUCAGCUGGAAAAGAUCUUCAAGGUUCUAGGAACACCAACAGAACAGACAUGGCAUGGAGUAUCAAGAUUACCCAACUACGGCAAGGUUGCGGCAGCGGGUAGAUUCCACAAGCCAAAGCUUUUAUGUGAAAUCUUACCAAGUAUACUCCUUAUACCUGGAGCAGAAAGCCUCAUGACUGAUAUGCUACAGUUGGAACCAAGGAAGAGGAUAUCAACAGUGCAAGCAAUGACCUGUCAGUACUUCAAGGAUCUACCACCAAAGAUCUUUGAUCUCCCACCUGGUGCUUCUGUUUUCAAUGUGCCUGGAAUGAAACUAGAGCCAGAGAAAAACAAUCUUUCCAAAUGAACAAGCUCCUCUAUUGGACAUUCCAAUAAUUCUGAUUCCAUAGAGACAAUCUAGGACCAAUCAGAGAGCAGCUCUCAACCUGAGGAAGAGAAGCCUUGCAAGAUGUCAUUUAGGGCCAAGCAACUAAAGCCUACAUGUAUGUAAGAAGCAUGCUGAUUGGCUGUUGAAAGUGCUUUCAAAGACCUGUGUAGGAUCAUGCAAUAUUGAUGGCCAGGAAACUUUUAUGUGAGGCCAUCUGUGAUUGGACAACAGAGGUCCUAAGCCACAAGAGAGACUUGUGGGGAUUGGAUAGAAGAGAUCCCCAGCAACAUCUGCCAUUUGGUGGAAAUGAGUUUUCAAUCAAGAACAAAAAACAGCUCAUCUCCAUUUAAUUUCUAUUGAAUUAUGCUUCUUAUGAAGUAAAUCAAUCAGUGGUGAAAAGUUAUCUCCAUUUUCAAAGUCUAAAAAAGCCAUAAACCGAUGCAUUUAUCUUAUCUCCCCUUUAUUGCAAUUUGUGCUAGAAAUGGGAUCAGUAGAAUGAAAAUGCUUCAUUUGAAUCGGGAGAGUCGGAGGCGAGAUAAUCAAACGUACAAGCCAUAUUCCAGUAUAUUUUAGCCACUGCUUUUGCAUUUAUUGACGAAUAAGCCAUGAACAUAAACUGGGAUAAGUUGACUGAUGGAUGGAUCUAUUGAUUAUCAAAAUUUGCAGUGAAAAUUGAAAUUUGAAUUUAUACCUAUCAGCUUAAGCGACAUAUGGUUUAAAGAUCACCAAUAAAACAGCUCCUCAAUAUCUGUAUUACUGACAUGCAUAAACCAAAGCCAGAACAAAGUGGAUUACAUCAAUAUUUUACCUCUGUCUUAUAUGCAGAAACACAUCUGUGUUCUUUCUUUUGAUGAAUCUAAUUUCAGGUUAAUGAAUUUCAAUUCAAAAUUUGUUUAAUUGUUAAUCAUCUAUUGCGUUUUGAUGCAAAAGAACAUGGGAUCAUAAAAUAGAUUUUUAUGCAAAAAUUGACAGUUUUUUUCUAUGAAAAAGAGGAAUCAAGCAACGGAAUGUUUUACUUGAAAUUUAGCAAUUGAAUAUAUGCAUUAUGUUAUAGCAUUUGUGAACAUAAUAGGAAGGAACAAAAAUUUGCAAUCAAUAAGUUUUUUAAUUACAUGUAUGUAUAGACAGAAUUUUAAUAAUUUUCAGUCCUCAGUAAUUUUGAUUACUACUGAAAUGUCUGUUUUUGCGAAUGUACCGUACCUCUUUAGGACAGUGGAUAUUUUUACUACAUUUGUGUGUCAGGAAUAGUUAUUAUUAAUUCAAUUCUACAAGUGGCCUUUAUAGCGCCGAACACUGAUGAAAACAAAGAUAUUUGUAUUGCAAAUCAAAGAUCAAGAGUAUCACUAUAUUUUUGUGUUGUAAAUAACCAGGUAAAUAAGCUAAUUUAUACAACAUUGAUGUGAGGUAAUUGAGAUAUAUGCAUCUUCUUGUUUAGGUUGAUACGUAGGAGAGAAGAUUAGUUAUCGGGAGUGAUGGGAUACCUGUACAUCUCAUGGAAAUUAACAUAUCGUCUGUUCAUAGUCAAAAGGCCAUGAGCUCACAUACUCGUACACGAGUAUACGCCUUUUCUGGUUAAAAACAGACGAUAUUUCAUUGGCAGUACUUUAUGUAAAGCAGUUGGAACAAUCUUUGAAUUGAAAGAAUCAAAGAGUAAAUUAGAGGAUUUGGGUUUAUGGUGAUAUUCUUCAUAUGAUGAUAAAUUUUGUGACUAUAGGUAGAUAGAGAUUCACCUUUAGUCUAGGGUCUAGGAAAAGAAAAGCAUAUUUAUAUUUCAUGCCAUUUUAAAAAGUUGCCUAAAUAUAUUUUGUUGUCAAAUUUGCAAUUGCCAAAUGGAUUUAUCCCACUGAGUAUACCUAAUUUAUUAUUUUCAAAGUAAACUCAUUUGUUAUAGAAGCAUCCACAUUUGGUGUAUUUACAUUUUAUGUUUAAAACAAUUUAACAAAAUGAAAAGAAGGAAAGACUUUGCAAGUGUCUAUAACACCAAAUCAUAAUUUUGCACAGGUACUUUCAUAAGCAUUGUGUGAUCAAGCUUAAGCAAUUCUAUCUGAGCAGUUACGUGCCAUAGUUUAUUAUUUCUCAAAUACAGAAAAUAAUUCAGCCUUUUUUUUUUUAAAUUCAGGCUUCACAAAAUCAGCCAUUCAGAAUUAGGCACAUUUUUGUUGUUGUCUUUAAUCCAGAAUAAUUGAUAUUAUUAGAAUAUCAAAUUUGAAUGCUUCUUUAAAUAUUCAUGUGUGUAAAAAAGAAUUUGUUUAAAUUGUAAGGAUAAGUGCAAUAGUAUAUAAUGGAGUCUAGAUGCUGGGCAUCUGAUUCAGUUUUUAAUUAUUUUAAUUUUUUAUCUCAUCUUCUUUUUAAAAUAAUCUCAUUUUAUUUAUUAUUUCAUCGAACAAAAUCCAGAGAUGAUAUUUCAACUCUGUUCAACUUAACAGUACUCUGUAUUCGCUUAUAUUUUUGAUGAUCUGUUUUCCUUUCCUUUUUCUUUAAUUUUUUUUCUUUUCUUCAUUCAACUUUCUAAUGAGAAGGGGCUUGUUACCAUUGGUAGACUGAUGCAUGACUAUUUUAAAGUGUACCAAGUACCUAAAGAAAUGCUUCGAUCUAGAGUGUAUAAAAUUACCCUCCAAAAA
Molecule: messenger RNA, 4032 nt
Organism: Strongylocentrotus purpuratus (purple sea urchin)
Lineage: Eukaryota; Metazoa; Echinodermata; Echinoidea; Camarodonta; Strongylocentrotidae
Product: cyclin-dependent kinase 14
Exons: 10
Coding region: 260-1390 (376 amino acids)
Biological process (GO): protein phosphorylation
Cellular component (GO): cytosol; cytoplasm; nucleus
Molecular function (GO): cyclin binding; cyclin-dependent protein serine/threonine kinase activity; ATP binding
Source: RefSeq, a predicted model, not a curated record